UCCGAUAGAGACUGGAUCUCAGCGUGAAACCACUUAAGACUAACAACCGUUUAUUGGAUUGUAGUUUGUAGAUAUUAUUUUGUCUUUAUUUGUGUUUGUCUUGAACCUGUCAAAGGUUAAUCAUGGCAUUUCUGAUCUGCCUGACUGUACUGACAACAGCCGUCAUCACACAGGUGACUGCUAGCUGCCCAGCAGUGUGUGACUGCCCUGGAGAGCCCCUGAUUUGCCCUCCAGGAGUAAGCACUGUGCCAGAUGGAUGUGGGUGCUGCAAGGUGUGCGCUGCACAGCUUAACCAGGACUGCAGCCCCAUGAGGCCUUGCGACCACCACAAAGGGCUGGAGUGUAAUUACGGCAACGAUGUGACCAUGGCCUGGGGCAUCUGUCGAGCAAAAUCAGAGGGACGCACAUGCGAGUACAAUGGCAGGAUCUAUCAGAAUGGUGAGAGCUUCCGUGCCGGCUGUAAACACCAGUGUACCUGCAUCGACGGGGCUGUUGGCUGCGCUCCUCUCUGUACCAACAAGCUGCCACCUGCCUCUCCAUCCUGCCCAUACCCACAGCUGGUCAGGGUACCCGGGCAGUGCUGCUUCAGCGUGGACUGCCAUAAGGGCACCUGGCAGCUCCCACCUAAGCAUCAGGUGCUUCCACCACAACAACAACUGCCCAGACGCCAGCACCAUCCUGCUCCGCACCAGCCUGCUCCGCACCAGCCUGACAAUGAGCUGGUCAAUGAGUUCACAGACGUGAAGUCCAGCGGCUGGGAGAGUGAACAUGGCUACAAGCACCUGCCUGUGUGGAACCAUCUGAAGGAGAAGAAGUGCCCAGUCCAGAUCACUGACUGGUCCCAGUGUUCCCGCAGCUGUGGGAUGGGCGUUUCUUCUCGCAUCACCAACAAGAAUCCUCAGUGCAAGCUGGAGAGAGAGACGAGAAUCUGUACGGUACGGCCAUGCCACGGCCUAACAGUCCCAGCCAAGAGAGGGAAGAAGUGCUCCCCGACCCAGAAAGCCCCAGAGCCCAUCCGCCUGUCCUACGGAGAAUGUGUGAGUGUCCGCCUCUACCGGCCCAACUACUGCGGUGUGUGCACAGACGGACGGUGCUGCUCGCCACGCCGCACACGCACCGUCCCCGUGACCUUUGUCUGCCCAGACGGUGAGCGUUUCCAGAGGUCUGCCAUGUUCAUCCAGUCGUGUAAAUGCAGCGACGACUGUGGUCACCUCAAUGAAGUGGCCCUCCCUCCACAGCAGUGGAUGUACGGAGAUACACACCAAUUUAUAGACUAGUACUGAGGAGGAUUUUUUUUAUUUUAUUUGAAUGUGAUGAGGUCAAGUUUCUUGAUGAAGAAAGACACUUCAGGACUAGGGGCCAUUUUUCUCAUCUGGCUCUAAGUGAGUGAAGACCAGGAGCGCCUUUAUUCUCAAUCAUAAAGGCAACCCUUUAUUGUGAUCUUAUUAUAUGACCGGAGCAGAUUGUACACGUGCCCGCUCCUGUUCAAACAGACAUGGGACCUAAAUUAGAGCCCUGAAGCACCCCUUGACUUCCUCCACUCUGGACUGAUUGCUAGUUCAGGUGUGGGUGGAUGAAUUUUUUUUUUUUUUUUGACACCCUCAGAUCUGCCUGAGAGGAGAAACACUACAAGAGCAACAAAGCACUUUGUUUAGCACUGAGAUUUGGGAACUACGACAGCAGUGCACAAGGAUCACUUCACCUGCCAACAGCAGCCUCACAUACCGUCAUGACUCCAUAUCCCACAAUGCACUGUGACAAAUCGGUGACAACAAGCAAAAUAAUCUUUUGCAGCUUUAUGUAGAAAGAAAAUAGACUUUUUUUUAUUUUAAAAUGUGUAAAAUCAGCAUGUCAUGAACAUAAGCACAGACUGCAUGAUGGUGCCUUUUAUUGGCACACAAGCCAUUUAUAUCUACACACAGCAAUGAAUGACACGGUUCCUCUUUAACUCACAGACUGUUCAAAUGAUAAGGAACGCUAUCUGGAACUGACACAAGCGUUCAGACAGGACUGGACCAAUGCCAAUUGAUUUCUUGUUUGUGCAUUAAAUGCAGCGUAGAGAAAUGUCUUACAACCCUGUAUUUGAGAAUUUACUUUGGAUCACACUGUAAUCUGUAAAUAUAUUUUCUUUAUUUGGAUCCAAGUUUGUCUUUUUGUCACAUUUGUACACUUCUGUGGCUCAAGUGUAGCUGUCACAUGUUUUUGGUGGUCCAUCCAUGUGAUAAAAAGCCGUUUCCUGCCCCAAA
Messenger RNA from Epinephelus lanceolatus (giant grouper), 2246 nucleotides. Its product is annotated as CCN family member 1-like. Gene Ontology annotation, cellular component: extracellular region. Gene Ontology annotation, biological process: positive regulation of cell migration; cell adhesion; signal transduction. The record is from RefSeq and is a predicted model, not a curated record. Lineage: Eukaryota; Metazoa; Chordata; Actinopteri; Perciformes; Serranidae. Gene Ontology annotation, molecular function: heparin binding; integrin binding.